GUCCAACCAAUCAGAGGCCCGCGGCGGUUUUCAUCUGCAAAAUGGUGGAAAACGAAAACAAGCUCGCUGGGUAGAGUGACAUUUACAAGGUUUGCAAAUUUGAAGAAAUAAUAACCUCUUCAUGAUGUCAGGAGAUGCUUCAGAAGAGGAAUUACUCUUGAAGAAUGUUCAGCAGCUGAGAAAACGACUACAGCAGACAGAAAGAAGUCUUCACAGCCUUAACUCUAUAGACAUUAGCUCAUCACGUGGGGGUAGUCAAGGAAGCUACCAGCUCAGCAAUGACACUAGGGGUCGAAAAAGGGUAUCACAGGAUCAAGACAGGCCACCCCCACCCCUGAGGAUGGAAGAUCUGACACCAGAGGGCUCUGAUGCAGGAGGUCAUAGAAGUUACAGAUCUGGAAGCAGUAUUCCUCUUGGUUCUUCCUACAGUGAUUUCAAGAAGAAUACACCAAGUUACAGCACCCCUAAAAAAACUGUAGAACCAAGGAAACCCCCUUCCAGUACAUCCAGUGUUGUGUCAGAGUAUGAGAAUGAAACCCUGAGAAAAAAGUUGCAGUUACUCAGGGAGGAAAAUUCUCAGCUGGUCGCACAAAAUCAUAAACUCCUAAGUGAGCUAGAAAAUGCUGGGUAUGAGUUGCACCAAACCAAUACAAAGGUUAAAAAUCACUUGUCUCAGCUAGAUGAAAACAAAGAUUAUAUCUCAGAUCUGGAGGAGAGGCUAAGAUGUCAGGAUGGAGAGAUAGAGUCUCAAGAAAAAGCUCUUCGGGAUGCUGAGUCCCGCUGUGAGCAGUUUGAGAUGCAGUUGCAUGAAGCCAAAAUUGAACUGAAGAGUGUCCAAAAGCAACUAACCGAGGUAUCAGUGGAGGCGACAGAAGAAAAGAGAGUACGGAAAAGGGUUGAAGCACAGAGGGAUGAAGCUUUAAAGACAAUAGAAGAACUUCAAGAAAGCAUGGAAGAUUAUCAAAAGAAAACCAAAGACAAAAUAAAAAAGUAUCAAGAAAGUGAAGAUGGACUUAAGGACAAUUUACACCAUGCUGAUAGGGAGAGAGAGCAACUACUUUCAGAGUGCACUAAACUGAGAGAACGAGUGGCAGACAUGGAGGAAGAAAUCAAAAGGUUCCAGGAUGACUUGACAGUUGACAGAGAGACAAGGACAGACACAGAACAGCAAAACACUGAACUGAGGGCACAGCUAGCCAGGCAAACUCAGAGGAUAGGGAGGAUGGAGGGAGAGGUGCAUGCUGCAGAAGCAGUGAGACGAGAAAAUGCUGAGCUCAGGGCCAAAGUGGACCAGCAGCAGCGCCAUCUAGACUUAUGUCAGGAAGAGAUUGAGGAGAGCAGACAGCAGUUAACGCAGUUAGAAAAACUUGCCCGUCAUUUCCAGGAACGAGCAAGAGGAAAUGGAUUGUAUGGCAGUGUAGCCAGUGAUAGUGGAGUCAGCAGUACAAGCAAGCUACGCAGCAAAUCACCCAUGGGCAGAGCUCCUGACAACCAAGUAGAUGCUAGCUUUGAUGAUCAGUUGGACUUUGAGAGACCAACAUCCCCUGGUGUAGGAAGUGCUAGGGCAGUCAUAGCAGAUCUUAGAAUGAAGUUAGCACUGAAAGAUGCAGAGAUACAGAAGCUCCAGGGUAACAUACAGUCCAUGCGGUCAGCUGCUGACCAGGAUGACCGCUCUCCUUCACGUAUGGACAGCCUCAGAAAUGAGCUAUCUACCAUAGUGGAGCGAAGUAAAAUAGGUGACAGAAAAUCUCAGGAGCUGGAGGCUAUCAUUAGUAAGCUAGAGCAUGAGCGAUCCAAGAUGGCGGCCCAGCUUCUGGUCUUGGAAGAGAGGCUGAGUGACAAGGAGAGCGAAUGUGGUGCUAUAGAAACCAGGAUGAAUCAAACCAAUACACAGGUGGCAGACAUGCAGAAGGAGCUGAGUGACAGGAGAACUGAGGUGGCCAACUUGGAGAGAGAGGUUAAGAAGAAAUCCACACAGAUCUCAGCGUUAGAAGGCCAGCUGGAUGGCAAAGUCUCUGAGUUCACCAACCACAUAUCCCGCCUGCGAGAGGUGGAAAACCAGCUGCAAGAAACCUCCCUCCAGCUGAAACACUGUCAAGCAGAGUUGGACAAACAGUGUAAGGAAGCCAAGCAAACCAGUGGGGUGCUAACCAAAAUGAAACAGCUUCACUCUGAGCAGUGCGCAGAGUAUGAGAAGCAGAUCGAAGUCUUCCAGGAGAAAGAAGAGGAUAAAGUGUCUCAGAUAGAGAAACUACAGAGGGAGUUGAGUCAUGCCAGGCAGGAUCUGACCACCAAGGCCACCAGGCUGGAGCAAGUGGAGCAGCUGCUGAGGGAAACCAGACAGGAACUCCAAGGCACAACUAGGGAGCAUGAGCAGACGUUGAGAAGCUUGGAGUCACAGACGCAGCAGGGAACCAAUCAGGUGAAGCAGCUAGAGACUGCCCUGGUCACAUGUCAAGAGGAGCUGGCAGGGUGUAUCUCACAGCAAGAGGAGACAAGAGACAAGUAUGAGAGGGCACUGAAACAGAAGGAGCAGGAGGUUACAAAAAUGGAAAAGUCAUUAAAACAAGCCAAGAAGGAGGCAGAAAGCAAAGAGAACCAGCUGUCAGAGGUAGUGCGGGCCCUGGAGGAGAGACAACAGAUGCUACAGGACAGUAGUGGUAGGAUAGGAGAGCUGGAGGACAGUCAGGCACAGCUAGAGAUGCAGCUGUCAAGACUGGAGCAGGAUCUCCACAGAGAGCGGUCAUCCAUUGUCCAGGAGGUCCAGAGCAUGGAGAGAAAGCUCCACCAGGCAUGCCUGGAUCUGGAGGAGAGGGCCAGGGAGGUCAAGGAUCUCACAGACAUGGUCAAAGAGCUCCAGCAGGAGAAGUCUCGGCUGACUGAUGACGUCAGUGACUUGGAGAGACAGCUCCACCAAGAGAGCAAAGAAAAUGACAACAGGGCGUCAAGGAUAUCCAGUUUGGAGGCGGAGCUUAGGGAGGUCGGAGGUCAAUUACAGCAGAAGUCACAGAGAGUUUCUUCAAUGGAAGAGCAGUUACACCAAACAGAGGAAGAUUUAAAGGCACAGACACGGUUGGCCCAUGACUUUGACUCUGAACUCAGGAAAGCUCAGGAAGAUCUCCAUCAAACUCUGGCACAACUUUCUGACCUCCAACACCUACUUAAGAAGAGCAAGACAGACCUAAGGAAUAAAGAAGAAACUAUGAGAGAUAUGUCAGAGACCCUGAAAAAAAGUCAGACUGAUCUCCAAGAACGCAACAAGACGGUUGAAGAGCUGGACAGUUUGCUGCAAGAACGACAACAGGAGUUGGCGCAACGAGCAGCUCAUGUCACCCAGCUGGAUAUGACCAUAAGAGAACACAAGACGGACACUGAGCAAAGACUGAUAAGAUUGGAGGGGGCUUUAAAGAAAUCACAGUAUGAAACUCAGCAAAGAGCUAAACAACUGUCAGACCUGGAUGCUAGGUGUAGCUCUCUACAGCAGGAUGUCCAUGAGAAAGAUCUCCAGCUUCAGCAGGCACAACAGCAAGCCAGGAAACUGAAGGCAGACAUUGAGAACAAGGCUGCCAAGAUACAAGAAAUGGAGAGGCAUAUUGAGAAACAGAAGCAGAGAAUUGAAGAAUUGAAAGAAGAAAAUCAGGAGACAUCACAAGAGCUCAGGCUUGCUAGAGAACAACUCCAGCACCAGUAUGUAGAGGUAGCUGAGGCAAAGAGUGACCUUGCAGAGAGUCACAGGGAACAAGACAGGUUGGCAAGGGAACUGGAUGAAACUAUUGCCAUGGCACAGAAUAAAGACACAGAGAUUGCUCGUCUGGCUGAGGAACUGGGUGCAUCCCACGCCAGGGAGGCCCAGGCUGACACAAAACUUACUGCAGAAGUCAGACGAUUGAAACACGAGGUGGAGCUACUACAGGAACAACAUCAAGAGGAGAUGAACCAUUUGCGUGAAGCGCAUGCUGAAGCUUUAGCCCAACAGGAAGAGCAUGCUGCCAAAUACAGGUUGAAGGUGAAGGAGUUUGAGGAGAAGGAAAGAGCACUGCAGCACCAUCUACAGGAGACCCAGAGAGAUGUGGAGGGAGUGAAAAUGGAGUUGCACUCCAAGAAAGAUGCAAUAGAUGCUGCCAAUGAAUCUGUGGUAAUUAAAGAUGCAGAGAUUGCAAGGUUACAAGCAAGAAUCUCAGGCUAUGAGAGGGCAACCUUUGGUAUAAGGGCAACUGACCUUGACCCUUACCACCAAGGUCAAGGUCACCACAGGGCAUCCUCCCUAGCAUCUGGCUUGCCUCACAUGCUUCCAUCAUUAGGACCAAGUGUUGAUUCAAGGUCAGCUAGAAAAAGGACUGGCACUCUAAAGCGCAGCUUUUCAGAGCGUAGUCUCAAGGAUCAAUCAGCAAAUGACAGCCUUCCUUUGAAGCACACCAGUGCAGAUGACUCUUUCUUUGAGGCUACAUUCUCAGCGCUUCCUAGUAAUCCUGGUGGCAGUGGUUUUAAGUCAGGAGGUCAGAGGAGUAGGAUACCCCGUCCAUCAUCACGCUCAAAUAUCAGUGGUGUUCAAACGGCAGCUUCAGACUCUGAGACUGAUCUUGACACAUUCCAAGGCAUGCUGAAACAUGUGAACAAGAUGUACGAUCCAGCCAGUCCACCUAAGAUGGUCUCCACUAGCACAAGUCCUCUUAGGGAAAGUCCUCCCAAGAGAGACCUCUCAAAAGCAUUUGAUGCUGUGGAGGACAGACAUGGAGAACAAGGGGACGCACCUUCACCAGUGUCUUUACUGGACAAGUUACACAAGCAAAAAAUGUCCAUGACGUCACAUGGUGGGAGAUGGGAGCAGAAUCUCAGCCCUGAGCAGGGAAUGGUGGAUUUACAAGCAAGGCUGCAUCAGAAUGAAAUGAGGCAGCGACAACUUGAUCAGCAGCUGCAAGACGUUCAGAAUCAGACUUGAUAACAAAGUCUACAUCUUCAUUAUUUAACAGAAUAUAUUAGAUGACAGUUAUUCUAAUAGUCAUAUCCUUACAAAUAAGCUGAAAAGAUACAAUGCAAUCAUGAUAAAAUCACUUCUCUAGCUUUCUACCUUAUAAAAGUCUGAUAAUGUGGAAGAAGAGUAAAAGCUGAUAUUUCCAUUAUGGAAUGAGGCUGAGACUUAAACAUACUUUCCAUGAGCUUCCAAUAUUGAGUCUGGGUCUGACAGGUUUCCAUUCACUCACUCCCCUUUGAGCUCUCUUUGAGUUACCUUCAUUGACAGCUGGGUUGAGCAGCGAUUUUGUAAUUGUUAUAUUUUCUUAAUGCUAUAAGACAUUGCAUAUACAUGACAUAGUAGGUGCUGUACUUGAGUGAAUUUUGAGUAAUUUUAUUAUUUCAAUUUUGAAAAAAAUUGAAAACUUCAUCAUGAAAUUGUCUAAAACUUGGACUUUACUUGGAAAAUAUAAUAACCAAGAAACGAGUAAUUGUUAUAUAUUUUAUUCACUAAUUUAUAAUAAUAUUUAUCAUAUAUACAUGUAUUUUCACAUUAAAUAGUUUAUUGUUAUCCAUGUGAGAGGUGUAAAAGAAACGCGCAGCUAGGUGAAGUUUUGAAAGCAGCAUUAAUUGAUAUUGCAAAGUAUUAGAUUUUUUUAAUGUAUGGCGUUAAGUAUAAUGGCAUUUCUUUCUUUAUGUGAACAUUAAGAUGUAUAUGUCUUUAAGCUCAGCAACAACAAUGGCAGCCAACUUAGAUCUCAUGUUAGAUUUUAAUCAAACUGAGCUGUUAACAGUAAAACCUGGCUCAGUUCAUGGAAGUGAGAUUAUGAAGGGAUGUCUUAUGCCACAACAGUGCUUCACAUGGUUAAAAAUAAUUUUUUGGUUGUUUCACUGUAUAUGUUCAUUUAAUUCCCAUUAUUGAUGUAUUUUUGUUUGUAUUUUAGAUCAUUUGUUUUUCCAAUGUCAUCACCCCAAAGUUAAAUGAUAUACAUAGAGGAAUGCGCAUCAUAGCAAAAAUGUACAUAUUAAAGAAUUGAUAAAGCAUUGAAAGAAUAUCUAAUCAAACCCAAAUGACAGUUAAGUCCCUUUUAGCAUUGUAGAACCUGCCAAUUGUACAAUUCUUUAAUUUAUUUUAUGAUAUAUACAAAUUCCACAUUUUUGUACUGAUUUUGAUACUCAAUAUGAUGUAAAUAAACGUGUACACGAGAAUAUAAUUAUAUGGCUAAUGUAACUCUGAGGGACUCGUUGGUCUGUGUAGUGACAUUGGCAUUUUAUGGUUGUGCAGCUUUUUAACCAUUGGUGCAUUUUGAUAUAUUUGUCAUCUAUAUAAUUUCCAAUGGUUUAUUGUAAGUAAAUGAAUAUUUUUGUAUUGUUGUUGGUCAGCGUUGCAGAUAUAAUGCUGUAUUGUUGUGUUUGUCAUGUAGUCACUUAUGAAUGUAGCAGAUAUGAAAGAGGUUUCACAGUUCGCACCUGGGCUUAAGACUAAAUGAAACAGGAAGAAGAGAGUUGACUGUACAAAGAACUUUUAUUUGUGAUUCCUCACAAUAGCAUAUUUAUGUGUCAUUAUAUAGACCGAGUUCUUCCACUAUGUAACCUGUCAGAGAAUGUCUUUAUGAAUUUAAAAAAAACCCAUUGGACUAGUAAGCUGGUCCGUAAAUCGGAUAGCUAAGUAGGGAGUUUCAUACAUUUAGAAUACUCUGGAAUGCUGAAGGGGUUUACUGGCAAAAUGUUACAGUACAGUUAAUACUUGUGAAAUAUAAAUAUGCAAUGAUGUAAUAAAAGAAAUAAGUAUGUUAUAUGAUAUUUUAAAAAGUAAAUCAGUAUUGUAAACAUUGGUAUUCACAAGUCAUUUUUAUGAGUCAACCUUUACUGAAUAGUAAAUAAAUGAAUGAAAUUAUUAAAAGACUAGUGUUAUUUGGACAAUAACACAAAUGACUAUAUGCUGCACACAAAUGACUGUGCUGACUAUAUGCUGCACACAAAUGACUAUAUGCUGCACAGUACAUCUGCUAUGUAGAGGUACUGGUGUAGGCUCUUCUGUACAAGAACAUGUCCUGGCG
Lingula anatina is the source of this 7010-nucleotide messenger RNA. RefSeq lists its product as uncharacterized. Lineage: Eukaryota; Metazoa; Brachiopoda; Lingulata; Lingulida; Lingulidae. The record is from RefSeq and is a predicted model, not a curated record.